AUUCCAAAAGACCCAUUAGUAGUUGCAAGAUUUACAGAGAGAAUCAAGGAAGAACCAUAAGUACAAAUUGGGAUGGCUCUCGUUGUGAACUAUGUUCUCGAAGACCCAUCAGCAGUUCCAGAAUGUGCAAACAAUAUUAAGGAAGAGCCGAAAGAAAGGGGUGAACAGGAUAGAGCAGAGGCUGCUGUUGCUCCAUUUGCUGAGGAUUUUGUUCUUGAGCGGGAUACUCUCAACAUUAAGAAAGAGGAGGAUUUGGAGGAAGCAUCAUUAUCAAAUUCGGAAUUUACAAACAACACUAAACGAGAAGCGGAAGUAACAUUUGACGAGGAUGGAGCUGAGAAUUGUAAUUUGCAGGAUACGUUUUCAAUUUUGGAAUUUACGAACAACGUCAAACGAGAAGCAGAAAUAACAAUUGACGAUAAUGGAGUUGAGGAUUAUGUUCUCGAAGAACUGCUACCAGUUACGGAAUGGACUAACAACAUUAAAAAUGAGCCAGAAUUAACAAUUGAUGAGGAUGAAAUGGAGAAUAAUGGCAUGGUCUCAACAGAAUAUGCAUCAAAUACUACAUGGUCCAGCCACAUUAUGGAAAAAUUCCCCCGCACUUCACGAGGAAAUGUUCUUCAAAAACUGAUACACGGUAAGCCGGAGACGGACCCGGAGACCUCGACACCCACUCUCAGUUGCGGCAUUCGACCCCAACAGAUUAUCUCAAAAAUGGACAGUGCCAUAAAUACAGAUAAGAACAGAUCACCACAAGGUGAGCGGUGUGUAUUCACCUGCAGUUCGUGUCGGCAGAAGUUUUCAUCGAAAUACCAGCUCAUAAAGCAUGUAUUCAUCCACAUUGAUGGUGCAGAGCCACCUUCACAUGUUUGUAGAUGUUGUGGUCACGUGUAUAGAACUUGUGUCAGCCUGAGAAGACAUUUGAGGGUACAGGAGAAUGAAUUAAGGCAUUCUGCAGGGAAACCUUACAAAUGUUAUGACUGUGGCAAAUCAUUUGUUAAACCUAGUUAUUUCAAGGCCCACGAACAAUUACACUGUAGAGUCAAGUCACGCAAAUGUCACAUAUGUGGCAAAUCAUUUUCAACUGCUAAUUAUCUGAAAUAUCAUAUUACUGAGCAUUCUGGAGUGAAGCCAUACAAAUGUGAGAUCUGUAGCAAAUCCUUCUGCACAGCUGAACGCCUAAAGUGCCACAAAUUUGUUCAUUCUGGGAUGAGGCCACAUAAAUGUGAUGUUUGUGGCAGAUUGUUUACUAGGGCUCAGCACCUGAAGGGCCAUACCCUAAUCCAUUCUGGAGUGAAGUCACACAAGUGUAAUGUUUGUGGCAAGUUCUUUCGUACAGCUACACAGCUGAAGAACCACGGAGCAGUACACUGUGUUGUAAAGCCACACAAAUGUGAGCUUUGUGGCAAGUCAUUUAGUACUGCUACCUGUCUAAAGUACCACGCACUGAAUCAUUCUGAAGUAACACCGCACAAAUGUGAUAUAUGUAGUAAAUUCUUUGCUAGAGCUCAAUAUUUGAGGCGACACAAGUAUUUGCAUUGUGAGCUGAAACCGUACCAAUGUGACGUGUGUUCUAAAUGCUAUGCUAGUGCCGAACGUCUCAAGAAACAUAAAGAGGUGCACGACGCAAAGCGACACAAAUGUGUUGUGUGUAGUAAAUACUUUCGUACAGCUACCCAGUUGAAGAUCCACAGAGCAGUACAUUCUGAUGUACGAGUAAAGCCUCACAAAUGUGAUGUUUGUGGCAAAUCGUUUCUUACUGCCACCUAUCUGAAGCAGCAUACACAAGCCCAUUCUGGGGUUAAGCCAUACAGAUGUGGUGUAUGUAGUAAAUCCUUUCGUACGAGUUCCAAUCUGAGGCAGCAUGCAGCUGUACACUUUGAUAUUAAGCCGUACAAAUGUGAGGUUUGUGGCAAAUCGUUUGCUAGAGUUGGCGGCGUGAAGACCCACGCACUAAUCCAUUCAGAUGUGAAAGCGCACAAGUGUGACUACACCCGCUUGGUCAAUGAAAGAUCUGUACCUCAAGACUGGAAAAUUGCACAAAUCACACCAGUACUCAAGAAAGGAAACUGAAGUAAUCUGCUAAGCUGCAGGCCCACAUCACUGACACUGAUUUACAGUAUUAUUUUAGAACUGUUGUCAAAAGUUAUGAAUUACCUCGAAGAAAAUGAUCUGUUCACACACAGCUAGCAGGGUCUAGGAAAUAUCAUUUCUGUGGAACACAACUAGCUCUUUAUUCACACGAAAUAAUGAGUGUCAUCGACGGGGGAUCUCAAAUUAAUUGUAUAUCUGUAGAUUUUCAGAGAGCUUUUGACACCAUUGCUCACAAUCAACUUCAAACCAAAUUGUGUUUCUAUGGAGUAUUGUCUCAGUGUGCAACUACAUUUGUGAUUUCAUGUCAAAAAAGUCACAGUUAAUAGUAAAUGAUGAAAAAUAAUAGAGUAAAACCUGACAUUCUUCACUGAAGUGUUACAGGUGAUCUGCUGCUCCCAAUCUACACAAAUGAUUUAGUAGACAAUCUGAGCAGCGCUCCUAGAUUGUUUGCAGAUAAUGCUAUCGUUUACCAUCUAGUAAAAUCAGAAGGUUACAACUGAUUGCAAAGUGAUUGAGACAAGAUACCUGCGUGGAGCAAAAAGUGGCAGUUGACUCUAAAUAAUGAAAAAUGUGAGGUUAUCCACUUGCAGACAAAAAGGAGUAUGCUAAAUUUCGGUUACACAAUAAAUCACGCAAAUCUAAACACUGUCUGUUCAACUAAAUACAUAGGAAUUACUGCUAUGAACAACAUAAACUGGAAGAUCAAUUACAUAGAUAACAUUGUGGGAAGGUGAACCAAAGAGUGUGUUUUAUUGGCAGAACACUUAAGAGUGUGCAACAGGUGUGCUAAAGAGAGUGCCUGCACUAUGCUUAUCUUUCCUCUUCUGGAGUCUUGCUGGUUGACACAGGAUGCUUACCAGAUAGCACUGACAGUCCAAAGGAGAGCUGCUCAUUUUGUGUUAUCGUGAAAUAAGGGAGGAGGGAAGUGUCACGGGUAUGAUACUCAAGUUGGGGUGGCAGUCAUUGAAUGGAAGGCAAUUCUUAUUGUGGAGAGAUCUUUUCAAAGAAUUUCAAUCACCAAUUUUCUCUUCCAAAUGCAAAAUAUUUUUUUGAUGCCCACCAGCACAGGGAGAAAUGGUCAUAGUGAUAAAAUAAGAGGAAUCAGAGCUCACACGGGAAUAUUUAUUUAUUCGUUUUACCUACAUUUUUCCUGAGUGUGGAACAGUAGAGAAAUAGUCUGAAGGUGGUGCAAUGAACCCUCCACCAAGCAUUUAAAUGUAAAUCACAGAUUAGUCGUGUAGACGUACUUCCGAUGUGUAUUUAUACUGUCUGAGAAACAAAAUAGUCCAUUGUCACACAUGUAAUGCUCUCUCGCUCACUACAUGCAAGUAUAUGUCUUCGUGGACUGCUGAAAUAGCUGAUAUUUUUGUGUUUCAUAUAAAACUACAUUUUAUUUUUAUGGUUAUAAAAUAUGUAACAAAAAGACUAACCAAUUUUUUAAAAACUGACUGAUGUACAAAGAUGUUCUUUGAAAUAAACAAAUUCCUCCAGCUG
Schistocerca americana (American grasshopper) is the source of this 3588-nucleotide messenger RNA. RefSeq names its product zinc finger protein 708-like. Gene Ontology annotation, molecular function: sequence-specific DNA binding; DNA-binding transcription factor activity; zinc ion binding. The record is from RefSeq and is a predicted model, not a curated record. The transcript has 9 exons. The coding region runs from base 73 to 2073 and encodes 666 amino acids. NCBI's taxonomy places the organism in Eukaryota, Metazoa, Arthropoda, Insecta, Orthoptera, Acrididae. Gene Ontology annotation, biological process: regulation of DNA-templated transcription.